This is a messenger RNA of Anopheles maculipalpis, 2271 nucleotides long. RefSeq names its product DNA replication factor Cdt1 (gene dup). Gene Ontology annotation, biological process: DNA replication checkpoint signaling; mitotic cell cycle; regulation of DNA-templated DNA replication initiation. Gene Ontology annotation, molecular function: DNA polymerase binding; DNA binding. The record is from RefSeq and is a predicted model, not a curated record. The coding region runs from base 35 to 2263 and encodes 742 amino acids. Gene Ontology annotation, cellular component: nucleus. Lineage: Eukaryota; Metazoa; Arthropoda; Insecta; Diptera; Culicidae. The transcript has 2 exons.
UAGUUUUAGAUUUUCCUUCCGUGCAGCCAACACAAUGUCGCAACCAACGGUCGCGUCUUACUUUAACACACGCAAACGCGCUGCGCAUGAUGCGCUAGGUGGUGCGGGCAGAACUAAGGUACUGGUGCUGGAAAACUCUUCCGCCCAUACGGUUAAAAACUUGACGAACAGUUCACUGAACUCGGAUCACGGCGAGUUACGCUUCGUAGUUGCUAACGAUAAUAACUUUACUUUGAAGAGUAUUGAAGCCCCCGGAAAGGACAAUGGGUCGUCCAGCAAUUUCCACGACCCGGCGGAACUGGGACGGCGUGUUACGCGUGCCUCGCGGGCCAUCAAACGGAUCGGUCCGGUUGACUUGGACGAUAAAACCAAAGCGCUGAUAACAUCCGCGCAGCCGAAGCUGGUGUCCUUCAUAAAGAAGGGCAAUUUGUCACCGCAGAAACGCGUCCAUACGGCUAGUCCUUCGAAGUGUCCGGUGGUGCCAGAGAAGAGGAUCGCAUCGCCAAGAAAGGUUGACGAUGUUGGUGCCUCGGCACCGGUGGAAUUUUCUCCCAGGAACAAUCUAAACAAUGUAGCUAAAGCACCCACAAAGGCUACAGUCUCCAGAACGUUGCAAAUGGGAAAAGACAAGGAUUCCCUAUCGCUGGCAGACAUUCGCACCAAGCUGCUGCAACAUCCACGCCUACCGGAACUAAAGACGAAGCUAAAUGCGGUACAGAGCGGUCUAGAUAAGGUAGAACGUUUGCGGAAGGAACGUCUGGAAGGAAAAACUAAGCCAUCCAUCUCGCCAAUCGUGGCGGCAAAAAAUUUACAGCAAUUUGCAACUCUGGACGUGGAGGUGAUGGUGAGCCCAAAGAAAUCGAUCGCCUCUCCUUCGAAGCUGCUUCGCACACCGACAAAGGAUGCAUCCAACUCGCUGUCCCCGUCGAAGAAUGUGACACCCAAGCGCAUAUCGGCUCUGAUGAGCCCGAUUAAGGAUCCUGCGGCCGGUACACCCAUACAGGCCAGCCCGAAAAAGUUGCCCGCUUAUCAGCGCUUCCACAAUCUGGCCGAAGCAGGCACUCCUACGCUACAGCUACCAUUCAAGUACCGUACGCUGUUGGAGCUGUUCAAGUGUACGGACACGGUCUGCUCCAUGUUUCACAACCGCAAGGAGCAGAUCACGUUUAAGAAGCUUAAGCCAGCUGUUCAGCGGAUGGCAAGGAAAAACUUUUUCGAGUCACAUCUUGCCCAAAUUCAGUUCCUCUUCCCAAACGCUUACAGCCUUAGCCAGGAAAUGACAAAGAACUAUGGAUCGGCUACGAAGCACGAAACGUACCAGCUGGUGAUCAGACCGAACAUCGAGCAGAGCGCAGAACCGACCAAGAAGCAAUCGGAGGAGACCGAUUUUAUUCGUACCCUACCGAAACAGUCCGUUAAUCCGCAGGCUUUGCUCGAACGUUACCAACACUUUCGCCGUCUUCUGUUGGAAAAGACAAAGGACGCACACGAAGCGUUUCUGCUGAGUCUGGAUCCACCGUUAAACAUUGCGCGCAACAAGCUCGUCCGCUGGCACGUUGAUUUCGAUCUGGAAAGCUGUCCUGACAUUGAGAAAGCAGAUAUACCGCAGCCUCCAAAUGUGGAAAGGUUUUCUUCCGCCAAGGAUGUCCUAUCGACGGCAAGAAAUCUAUUCAGUUGUGGUACUGCAAUGGAUCGUGCAUUGGCGCGAUUGGAGGAGAAAAAGAAGCAAGAAACAGCAAUAGCAGGAGCAGUCACACAAACGACGACUACCGAGCCGGAAGAUAAAAAACCAAUUCAGGUUAAAGAGGAACAUCCUGCCAGCACAGCGACGACUUUGCAGACUACUGCCGACCCUGCGGAGCACUUGCUCCGAAACGUUCCAAAAGCACUGCUAGAGAAGAUACGAGCUAAGCAGGCGGCUAAAGCGCUAGAUCAAAUGACUAGACGACCUUCACAGGAGAAGGAAGCGCUAAAGUAUAGCCGUUUGCCGGAGAUUGCUCGACACCUGCGGAACGUAUUUGUAACCGAACGCAAGAACGUGCUGCCGCUCGAAACGCCUGUAGUUAAAAUUGAAAACAGUUACCGUGGAAAACUAACCCUCCAGGAGCUAGAGGAGCACAUCCGUAUGAUAUCGCAGUUGGUACCGUUUUGGUUAACCUUGCCGGAGGUCCGAAAGGUAAAGUAUGCUAAAAUUGCUAAAGACUGUGAAAUUUCGAAAGUUUUGGAUGUGCUCGAGCGGAAAGCGAAUGAAGCAGUCCAGUAGGAAUGGGC